Neltuma alba is the source of this 387-nucleotide messenger RNA. RefSeq lists its product as uncharacterized. The record is from RefSeq and is a predicted model, not a curated record. Lineage: Eukaryota; Viridiplantae; Streptophyta; Magnoliopsida; Fabales; Fabaceae. Bases 1 to 387 code for a protein of 128 amino acids. The transcript has a single exon.
AUGGGUGAUAAGUUUGAAUACCGUGCUCUAUGUGAUUUGGGUUCUGUUGUAAAUCUAAUGCCCCUAUUUGUUUUUAAGAAGUUGCAAUUAGGGGAAGUCAAUCCUACCAUUGUUACUGUCCAACUAGCUGAUAGAAGUCUCUCUUAUCCAUAUGGCAUUAUUAAGGAUGUCUUGGUGAAAGUAGGUUCUUUUAUCUAUCCUACUGAUUUCAUUGUGCUAGACAUUGAAGAGGAUAAAGAGAUUCCACUUAUUGUUGAGCGACCAUUCUUGUCUACAGCUAGAGCUUUAGUGGAUGUUGAGAAAGGAGAUGUGAUUUUACGGCUUAGUGAUGAGCAAAUUAAAUUCAACAUGGACAAAGCAAUGAAGGAUUCUAAAGAAAAGAAAUAG